ACUGCUGGUUGACUGGUUGUCGUCAUUUGUCAUUAAAUUAAUCAAAAUUAGUCUAUUUUUGUAACGACUGCAGUAGGUAACCAGUGUUAAUUGUGAUCGGUAUAACGUUGUGCGUAACGAAAAUGUCUCGAGCAGGCGACAGACCGAAUCAAGCGCAGACAUAUAAGUUAGUUGUGGUGGGCGGCGGAGGAGUUGGAAAAAGUGCUAUCACCAUACAAUUUAUUCAGAGUUAUUUCGUGACCGACUAUGACCCGACGAUCGAGGAUAGCUACACGAAGCAGUGCGUCAUCGAUGACAUCCCCGCCAAAUUGGACAUCUUGGACACAGCCGGCCAAGAGGAGUUUAGCGCCAUGCGCGAACAGUACAUGAGGUCCGGCGAGGGCUUCCUGCUGGUCUUCUCCGUGGCGGACCACGCGAGCUUCGACGAGCUUUACAAAUUCCACAAGCAGAUACUUCGAGUCAAAGACAGGGAGGAGUUCCCGAUGCUGAUCGUUGGGAACAAGGCCGACUUAGAAACGCAGCGAGUGGUGUCGCUGGAGGAGGCCCAGGCGCUCUCCCGGCAGCUCAAGGUGCCUUACAUCGAGUGCAGCGCCAAGGCCCGCAUGAACGUGGACCAGGCCUUCCACGAGCUCGUGAGGCUUGUAAGGCGCUUCCAGGAAGCCGAGAGGAUGAACACGAAGAACUAUUACGAGAGCGGUAAGAAGAAGAAGUGCACCAUCCUGUAACGAACGCCGGCUCUAUAUCUUUGUAUCUGAUGACGUAGCUAUAUAACUAUUGCACCAUCUUGUAACGAACGUCAGCCCUAUAUCUUUGUAUCCGAUGACGUAGCCACAUAACUAUACUUGAGACCUUAGAACUAAAAUUUCAUGGUGGGUGGCGGAUUUGCGUUGUAGAUGUCUAUGGGCUCCAGUAACCUAUUAACAUCAGGUGGGCUGUGAGCUCGUCCACCCAUCUAAACAAUAAAAAAAGGCGACGCGAUGUAAUUAAAUUAUUCAAGCGACAAAUUUUGUUAAAAUUAAAGUUUACAACGAACAGUGUUAGCUCGACGUAAGAAAAUCGACCCUAAGCACAAAUACCGUAAGAUCUAAAAUUGAUUGAAAUAAAUAUAUUUUUUUUAAAUACGAAGGAAUCAAUCGAAGAACACAACAGGAUCUAUCGACAAAACAGGCGACAAACUGUUUCGUCUCUAAUAUUAUAGAUGUGAAAGAAUAUAAGCACUUAACACGUUGAUAUAGGGUUGGUUUUUCUUUGUCAAUCGAUUUAUUUGGAAAUUUCAGUUAAUAAUUACAACAUAAUAUAUUAUAGUAAAAACAAAUUUUUACGACUCCGUAAAUAAUAUAUCGAGAGGUGAAAAGGGGUAUUUGGUUUAAACGACUUUUUCCAAUUUUUUAAA
This is a messenger RNA of Bombyx mori (domestic silkworm), 1393 nucleotides long. It is a transcript of the gene Ras64B, whose product is annotated as ras-like protein 2. Gene Ontology annotation, molecular function: GTPase activity; GDP binding; GTP binding. Gene Ontology annotation, cellular component: plasma membrane. Gene Ontology annotation, biological process: Ras protein signal transduction. Lineage: Eukaryota; Metazoa; Arthropoda; Insecta; Lepidoptera; Bombycidae. The record is from RefSeq and is marked provisional.